Molecule: messenger RNA, 849 nt
Organism: Macrosiphum euphorbiae (potato aphid)
Lineage: Eukaryota; Metazoa; Arthropoda; Insecta; Hemiptera; Aphididae
Source: the annotation of a GenBank genome assembly
AUGCUUUGUACGUGUAUUUCACAAACUGCUAACUAUUUUCCAGCAGAAGAAAAAGAAAAAACACCCAAGUCGUCAAAACAAAGUUCGAAAAGACAAUCGGUCAACCACGAGCCACUUGAAAAAUUUAAUGAAGACGAUAACAGUAUGGAAUUUUUAGAAGACCAACAACACACCGAAAGCGGCGAGUGGACCUUAGACACGAAAGAUUGUGAUGACACUGAACCCAGCGGCACUUCUGUUUCAGUAGGAGAACACAAUCAAUUUAUGUAUGCUCUCAAAAAUUUAAACAUGAAAGAACCAGGGUUUGUGGCAUAUGCAUUGUGGGCUAAAGAAGUGCGCAAGACUUUGAUGAAUGCUUAUCCAAACUUUAGUACAUCACAAAUUAAUCAACAGCUCAGAGACAUGUGGAAAUCUGUACCAACUGAAGAUAAAAGUCGAUGGGUACGCAAAGCCAAGAGAUUAUUAGAACGUGAAGGAUUGGUUGACAAUAGUACAAAUGACACAAAAAUUACAGUAAAAAAACCAAGCGCAGAAAUUAUUGAUAAUUCAAUAGAUACUAGCAAUAAAAAUAAACCCAAAUUAGAACCGUUAAGAUCAACACAGCCUAUUGAUGUGGCAGCUCAUUUGGCUUUGCUAGGCGAAUCGUUGGGCAUAAUUGGUCAAAGACUGAAAGAACAUCAGGGCCAGAUAGCUGUAAAUGGAAGUGUAUCGGUUCUUCUAGAUUCUCUGUUAUGUGCCUUGGGACCUCUACUUUGUCUUACUCAACAAGUGACAGAAAUUAAUGUGAACUCCCAAGAAACAAUGUCAAGACUCAUGGACGAUAUAGCGUAUAUAAUGCCAGGAUUGUAA